This is a messenger RNA of Durusdinium trenchii, 1772 nucleotides long. The record is from the annotation of a GenBank genome assembly. NCBI's taxonomy places the organism in Eukaryota, Dinophyceae, Suessiales, Symbiodiniaceae.
CUGAGGGUGGCCCACUCUUUUGGCCGGAAAACCUACGCAGUAUUGAAUAAAACUGUUUCCCUCGUUCAGGGAGAGGCGGUGGACUGUACUUACUGGUGAUGGCCUCCAACCUAAGAAGAGAGAGAGAGAGAGAAGAUUCCUUGCUGCCAUGGAGAUUUCAGAGGCGAAGACCCCUGAGCCAAUCCCGACGAGGCCCAGCACAGUGCAUCGUGCUGUGGGGGUAAGUGUUUCGGUGGCACUACUGCUUGGAGGACAUUUGCUGGCCUUCAAGGCAAGCUACAGCGAAGCGCCUUUGGAUUUAAACCUUCACAGCAACGAGACUGAGAGCACGAGCCUCGCACCAAAUGCGAAUGCCUCUGGUCGCUGCAAGUUGUUGCCCGGGGUUCCAGAUGUGACUCUGCUGAUGGCUCCCAGCCUGAACACAACGGAGAGCCGACACAUCUACGACAUCUUUCUGAAAAACACAAAGCAGAGGAUCAGCGCCUCCGUCAACGAUGUCCUUGACGUCGACACCGUUCAUCAGGGGCGCUUUCUUUAUCCAGACAGCAGCCGCCAAUCACAAGGUGUCUUUGCGACCGUCAUAUCCUGGCAUGGGCAAGCUGAUCGCCUCCUCAACGACUUUUGGUAUUUGCCUCCACGCGGAGCAAAUGACCUGCAAAGCUGCCACCUGGAGCUCCGGGAACCAGUGUUGCUCUUUCGGGGUUGGACCUUUCCCAGCUUUCAGUAUGGCCAUUUGCUGCAUGAUUUACUGCCUAUGUUGGUAUGGAUGGCAAGCAGAUAUCCAAAGACCAAACUGAUUGUUGUUUUGGAUGAAGAGGAAAAGAUCCGACGCUUCUUGCAAUGGUUUAACAUGGACUUAUUCCACAGAGCCAUCUUCAUUCCGGAGGAGACCACGGUUUGCGCCGAGACGAUUCAUGCUGUGGUACCCAAGAUGGCCAGUUGCAACCAUCCAAUCAGCCUUCGCAUUCUGCAGCCGAACAAACACUUGAGGCAGCAGAUUGCGAAGUUUCUGCCGACUUAUCCGGCCAACCGGGUGGUGUAUCAGACACGCCUGGGCACAGCGCACCAUGGGCGACUGGUUUCCGAAUCGCAUUCCAAAGAGAUUGUGAACGUGACCAAGGAGGUCCUCCAGCGUCAUGGCUUUCCUGAAGAGAUCAUGAUCUUCACCGGGAAGUUCAAUGGAGAAACAGCCAGCUUCCAAGAUCAGUACCGCAUCUUCAACUCAGCUUUCUUGGUUCUUGGCCCCCACGGUACCGGCCUCUCGAACAUCCUUUGGAUGCGCUGUGACAUCCCAGUGGCCGUGAUCGAAUUCUUCUGUGGCCUGACGAAUUGACAUUUCAAACACCCCACUGGCGGGCGUGAGGAGAGGCGAAGAAAGCAGAUGUGUGUUUUGGAGAACAUGGUCAAGAGCGCGUUUCGCUCUGGCCAGGUAGAUACCAGUAGUGUCCACGCGCUGCAUGUCCGCGGCUGCAAGCGUCAAGGUCAGGUGCGACAGGGCAGCGUGUGGAGCCACACGGGGGGCUGCGCCUGGGCGAAGUAUUUCCUCGUCCCAGUGAAGGACGUGAAGGAUGUGGAUGGCUCGAGCUCCGAGAUGAGUGACUUUAUGUUGGUGGAUUUAGAAGCCCUUUCCAUGGCCUUGAGCCAAGCAUUGCUCCACGUCGCUGGCAGAAAACAGUGGUCCUUUGCAGCGAACACUGUGCGGUCUCCGUUGAAAGGGUCAACCUUCAAUCUUGUUACUACUAGUAAGGCACCUGUUACUACUAGCGUGGCAC